GGCUCAACGGACCGAGGCGAGAGACCGGACAAGGCGGCUGUAUGGCCGACGACGCGGUCACACUUGCCCGAGGCCCGGUCGCCCUGGAUCCGUCAGGCCGGCGGGAGUCGAACCGGCCAUUCGAGGAGCGCUUCGAGUAGGUGGCCUCGACACUCCUCCAGACACGAUCGGGACGAGGCUGUCGGGGAGAACAAAGAGUUAAAGGUAGGCCGAUCCCACUCAACUGUGACUUGA
Messenger RNA from Protopolystoma xenopodis, 234 nucleotides. The record is from the annotation of a GenBank genome assembly. Lineage: Eukaryota; Metazoa; Platyhelminthes; Monogenea; Polystomatidea; Polystomatidae.